This is a messenger RNA of Eremomyces bilateralis CBS 781.70, 621 nucleotides long. RefSeq lists its product as uncharacterized. Lineage: Eukaryota; Fungi; Ascomycota; Dothideomycetes; Eremomycetales; Eremomycetaceae. The transcript has a single exon. Bases 94 to 567 code for a protein of 157 amino acids. The record is from RefSeq and is a predicted model, not a curated record.
UUUGGUUUGCGCCGUCGGAAGGGGGAAGUCGUGAGUCGCGCGGCACCGAGAGUAACGAACGGCUGGAGUCACGCCCUCCAAUUUCGAUGAGGGAUGGUGAUGCGAGGAGUCUGGUGGUCGGUUCGUUGCACUGAUGGUUCGUCCGGACCCGUGAAUGUUGUUUGCUCGUCUGGACACGCACUUCGAACUUUCUUCCCAGGUACGAUCCCAUCGGAAUCCCAAUGUUGUGAUGUCCACGAUGCAGCAAUGUCAGCCUCGCGCAGCCAAUCCAGCGUCCGCAACAGGAUCAAUGCCAUCAAAUCUCGUGAACCGGGGGAGAUAGGAGGAGGAGCAAAUGGAGAUCGGACAUUGCGAAACAAAGAAGACGGGCGGUGGGUCACAAUGGCACGGAUGGGAGGGAUUUCGUGGAAUUCCUGUGCCAUCAUCGACCCGAUGAGGUUCCAUGGUACAUUUUUUACAAGACAGCUAACAACACAACUAAUUAGACAACUAGACAAGGAAGCGGAACGCCACCCGGACAGGGACCGUUUGUUUAGAGGAUAUUAUUGGAGAUUUAUUCCUCCAUAAUUACCCAUUUGAUACCCAAUUUAUCGAGAUAUCCCAAGCAAUUGACUGGGUCUA